AUGGCCAAAGUCUUGGAGCGGAUGGUCAACAGAAGGCUCAAGCAAUACCUGGAGUCUAAGGGACUGCUUGACCAUCGACAGCACGCCUUCAGGCAAGGGUACGGUACCUCCACCUACUUCGCCACUCUUGGAGAAGUGCUGAAGGAGGCACAGGACCAAGGCUAUCAUACGGAGAUCGUCUCGCUGGACAUCUCCAAAGCAUUCAACAGAACGUGGACACCAGCAGUAAUGAAGAAGUUAGCCGAAUGGGGACUAAAAGGACGCAUCCUACACUUCGUCCGAAACUUUCUGACCGACCGAUCUUUUCGGGUGUCGGUCGGAAACGUCCAAUCCAGAAGGUUCAGCGAAGAAACCGGAGUACCACAGGGUUCGGUGAUCGCGGUCACCCUCUUCCUGGUGGCCAUGAACGGGGUCUUCGACAAGCUACCCAAGAACAUAUAUAUUUUCGUCUACGCGGAUGACGUCCUCAUUGUAACGGUGGGCCCCAUCCUGCAGAGGACGAAAUUAAGAGCGCAAGCGGCAGUCUCCUCGGUGGUCAGAUGGGCUGACUCCGUUGGGUUCCAGCUUUCCGCCAGCAAGAGCGUGCGCUGCCAUAUAUGCACCACCCGGCAUCGGAACAACGGACAGCCCAUCAUGAUCAAACAGCAAGCGAUACCGACCAAAAACACAAUAAGGGUCCUGGGAGUGCUCCUCGAUCGGAACCUAUCCCUCGAGCCGCACUUCCAACAGGUGAAGAAGGACUGUCGUAGUCGAUCCAACCUGAUGAAGACCAUCUCCCGCCCCCACCGAUCCAACAACCGUGAAAUCCGCUUCCGAGUAGCCCGAGCCAUCAUCGACAGUCGCCUAUUGUACGGCGUAGAACUAACGUGCCUUGCCGCCGAGAAAGUCGUCCAAAUCUUGGAACCGGUCUACAACGGAUUCGUAAGAACAGUCUCCGGUCUCCUGCCCUCCACCCCGGCCGACGCCGCGUGCGUUGAAGCCGGUAUUCUGCCUUUUCGGCUCGUCUACACCGCAGCUACCGCUACCAAAGCCGCUGCCUUCCUCGCUAAAACGUCGGGAAACAAUCUCCCUCCAGUGGCCAGGGUCCACUGGCACGGAGACAAAAGUUGGCAAUCACAUCAGAUCAGAAUCGACAGCCGAAUCAAGGACCGCUUCAGGGCAGGAGACAACUCACUGGCUUUGCGCCGGACAGUCGUCGAAACUCUCGGGGCGCACUAUCAAGAUCACGAAAUCAGGUACACCGAUGGCUCGCUCUCCAGCAGCGGAGUGGGAAUGGGGGUUUCAGGAGAUAGUUUGGUCGUCAGCAAUUCACUUCCGGCCCAGUGCUCGGUGUUUUCCGCUGAGGCAGCGGCUGUCUUUCACGCAGCCACCCUUCCGGCCAAUCGGCCGAUCCUCAUCGUUACCGACUCACAAAGCGCAAUAAUGGCCCUAACCGAUGAAGCACCAAAGCAUCCGUGGAUACAAGGGACGGACAUCAAGAAAUGGAUCAAGCGGACGGUUCGGAGAGCGUGGGACAACGAGUGGAGGAACAAUCGAACUCACCAACUACGAAAAAUCAAGGCGACCACCGAUCCCUGGAAGGAUCGACCGAGCCUCAAGGAGCAGCAAGUGGUGUCCAGGCUGCGCACCGGGCAUAGCAGGGCCUCCCAUAAUUUCGGAGGAACACCGUUCCGGAGAACCUGCGAAACCUGCGGAGUGCCAGCCUCCGUAGAACACAUCCUCAUCAACUGUGUGGAGCUCGAGGACCUUCGGGUUGCCUUCGGUCUGGAGGGAACCAGCAUACGAAGUCUGCUUGGCGACGAGUCCCCGGCAGCAGACGCCCUCAUCGCCUUCCUGAAGGAGGCGAAUCUUUUUUACAACAUUUGA
Messenger RNA from Ochlerotatus camptorhynchus, 1866 nucleotides. RefSeq lists its product as uncharacterized. The coding region runs from base 1 to 1866 and encodes 621 amino acids. The record is from RefSeq and is a predicted model, not a curated record. Lineage: Eukaryota; Metazoa; Arthropoda; Insecta; Diptera; Culicidae. The transcript has 3 exons. Gene Ontology annotation, molecular function: nucleic acid binding.